Procambarus clarkii (red swamp crayfish) is the source of this 15442-nucleotide messenger RNA. RefSeq lists its product as uncharacterized. NCBI's taxonomy places the organism in Eukaryota, Metazoa, Arthropoda, Malacostraca, Decapoda, Cambaridae. The record is from RefSeq and is a predicted model, not a curated record. Gene Ontology annotation, biological process: regulation of transcription by RNA polymerase II. Gene Ontology annotation, molecular function: RNA polymerase II cis-regulatory region sequence-specific DNA binding; DNA-binding transcription factor activity, RNA polymerase II-specific. Gene Ontology annotation, cellular component: PcG protein complex; chromatin; transcription regulator complex.
CAAAAGCCAUCCUCCAUCACUACAACGCCACGAAAAACACAACACAACCAACAGUGUUAUAUAAAUCCGUUGCCCGCAGCCACAAGCGCAACACAACACAAUGAGUGAAAAAUCUCCACGUCAAAAGAACUGAGCAGGCGAAGAAAUAGAGAAAAGGGCUGAAGUUAGGCAUUUAUUCCGGCGGCUCGGAAGGGGCUUCUCGCCAGUGUGAGGUUUGGUGGCCCCAGCCAGGAUGAGGACAGGAGAGACAAGUAGUACGACGCCCGUCACCCAGUCUAUAAUUUCCCUGAGACGCCAGGCUUUUACCGAGGCCUUGUAUUGCAGUACUGGAAUUACAUAUUUGGAUUUCAUCCAUACGUUUGCUUCAUGUGAUACUCAUCGGGCAAAAUUCAGUCUUAAGGUUCCAGUGAUCCUAGCACUUCAGUUGCUAACCAGUAAGACUCAUGCUACUUCUACAACCUUGCCAUCAUCUUAACAGUACCCAAAAAUACUAUUAGGAUUUAAGCUGCCACCUUCUUCAUUAUGCAAGGAAUAGCAGAAGACAUGUGUACCCCUGAAAACACAUUGCAUUUCAAGGAAAAUAUAUUGGCUGAGGAAUUUGAUGAGAGGAAUCUAUUCACUGACAGUGAAAACCGUGGUAGUGAAACAGAGAGCUGUUUUAGUGGCUUUGACUCUGAUAAUGAAUCAUUAAUGACAAGUUACAGUAAUCAUGAUCAGGCUCAUGCGGAAAGAAAUAUAACCGAUGAAAUGGAGCCUAGAAACUGUCUUGAAAAACAUUAUGUGAGUCAUAUAGGCAGUAAACAUUCAUAUGUUUAUAAUGCAGAAUCAAGCAAUUCACAAGGUGUAGGAAUUGGAAAGCCAGAUAUUUGUGGUAAUCAAAUUGAAAAACAGCAGAACAAGAAGUUGAAAAGAAAAAUUAUUAUAAUAUGUCAUAGUAAUGGUGAACAACGUAGUAAGUACUCAAAAAUUGUAAGGAAUUCAACAUUAAGUAUACAUAACAAAAACUAUGGAUUGCAGGGGGAUGUGAAUAAUAAGGGUGUAGAGUAUUUAAGAAUAUGUACAAGUACUAUGCCAGAGUGUGGAAAUGAGGUAGGGUGUCAAAAAUCAUCUUCUGAUGACAUUCAGGUCAUCAAAAGAAAUAUGGGUUGUGUGGCUGGUCCACAUUCAGCUUAUGAUGAACCUCAGAUCAUAGAUCACAAGAAUUGCACGAUAGGAUAUGCAGGUUGUGUGGCCUCUUCCCAUGCAAAUCGUCAGUCAUUUGUUCCAUCUUUUAAUCAUCCUGGUAUAUACAGUCAACCAGGUGUAGCAAAAAGUAUUCAAAAUGCCACUUCUGAUCUAAAUGGAAAUGCAUCAAGACUGCAGGCCUCGACUGUGAAUCAGACUGUGUCUAAUCACCUGACACUUAACACUCGGGAAUUUUGCAGUACCUUUUCGCCAACAGUAAGUAAAUGUGAUGUAAACAAUAGAGCAUAUAGAGUAAUACAGGAUGUGACUAAUGAGGGAAAUGGAUGUUUUCGGGUACGCACGACCGCUGGAGCAGGAAAUGAAGGCGCAACUUACAAGUACGAUGAUUUCAUUACAUGGGAAGAUGAUAAUUAUAUUUUCAUUCCUUUUGUAUCUCCAGUUACAAUUUCUCCCACAGUAAUGGAAACAAAUGGUGAAUAUUUUCAGUCCAUUGAAGAAAGUAAUGAUGGCAAUACAAAUCACAAUCUAACUUCAAAUGAACAAGAAAAAGAGAAAAUGGAGAAGUCAACUGAUGAUUUUGGAAUUCAAAAGCCUUGUAGUUCUUUCUCUUCACCAAAUAACAACAUUCAUAGGAAAGCCUUGAGCCCUCAGUUUGUAGGUUCAAGCCAACCUGCUCCAAACCAUAUGAAUUCUACUCCAGAACAAAUUAAAAAUGUUGUUACAGAAGGAAAGGUUAAGAAAAAGAAACCUAAGUACUCUCAGAAAGAAAAUUAUCAUGUCUUAAAAGACCACUCCUAUUUUGCCAACCCUGAAGGCUCUCUCGGCCGUAAUUUUUCUGACAAUGUUGACAAACUAUCAGCAAAAAAUGAAGAUUGUGAGGUACUGCACAACAGUGCAGAUGCUCUGACCGAAAAUGUGUCUGCUGAUAGAUCACCUAAAGAUGAGAUUAACAACAGUGAAAGCGAAACUUCUGGGAGGAGUAUCAAAGAUAAACUCUGUGCCACAACUCCACCACUUUUGCAGAAUAUUCCCAAUUUCAUUUUUAGUGUAGAAGAUAUUUGUGCUAUGGAACAAACCAAACAGUCGUUGAGCAGCAGAGAUGUGUCUGUAAAUGUAGAAAACAUAGUGGAACCAAAGCAGAGGUCUGAAAGUACCACCUCUUUUCCCGAUUCAUCAAUCUCCGAAAGAGAAAGAUGCAUACCUAGUUUAGAGGAUCUUGUUAAGAGAAUUUCUAAAGAAGUGACUGUUAAAUUAAUAUCAGAGAAAAUUAGUGAUAACUCUGGCACUGAUUUAUUGAAAUCAACUGUGUAUGGCAAUGAAGAUGUACAAACAUUUCAAACCCCUAGUCAAGAAAUUAUUAAAAAAGUCACCAUUAAACCAAAAGAACCUCACCAGAAAAAACAGGUAAUAGCAGCACCAGAUGGCUCUAAUGAAGAAUAUUCCAGUAAGAUGACUUCAUUGCCAACAUCUGUGGUAAAUGUUGACAGUGGUCCCAUGACAUCUGGCCCCCAAAAGAGAAAAGCAGUACCAACACAAGAAACUAACCACAAUUAUUGUAAACAGACAGUCACUUCACCAAAAGUAAUUAAAGUUAGUGAUAAUUGUUUAUUGAUACCUGAAAGAAAUGUGGCAAUAUCAAAAGUACAAACUCUUGAAAAAGACCCUUGCAAUAAUGCUACAUCUGAUCCAAAAUCAGUAUAUGAUGGGGGUAAUUUUGGUAAUAUUCUUUCUAACAUAUUGACCUCUAAAAAUAGCAAGGAAAUAUCAAAUUCAAAAGAUUUUAGUCAAGAUAGUACGUUAAACUAUGAAUCAAAAUCAGUUGAAAUUAUGGACAACUACACUGGCACACAUCGUAAAAGGCCUGUCUUAAUCUGCCAUAGGAGAAAAGUAAAACGAACAAACAAAGAUAAUUAUGAAUGUAAUAUAAGGGCAAAUUUAAAGGAAAAUUGUAUAGAGAAUACUACUAAUAAUAAUAAUUGUAAUAUUAAUCCUAAUUCUAACAAGUCUUAUUAUGUGAAGGAUACCACAGUGUCAUUGAUUCCAGGAGAGCUUAAUCAUGAACACAGUAGUGUCACAAGUCAAAGGCCAAACUCUGUUGGGAUUAUUGAUAGUGAUGUUACUUCAGAUUCACAUCUUUUAUACCCUGAAAAUAAUAAUAUACUAUCACCAGAAGAACUAGUUACAAAUAUAUUUGAAGAUAUACCCUCAAGCAGUGCUUUUAUAGAAGAUAAAACCAGUUACAAUGAUUGCAAUGUUUGUAGUCCACUUGAAUCCCAGUACAAGAAAUUAUCAUUGACAGUGCAAAAUCAUGACACUUUUGAAGAGACAACCUUUAAACAGAAUCUUGUAAAAACGUAUAGUAGAAAAUCUAAAGUUUCUGGUACACUUAAGCGCCAAAACAGAAGAGGAAAAUCUUUUCCAGACAAACUUGGUAAAAACAUAAGUAUAAAGACAGGUACAGUGAUGAAAUCUGUCAAAGAUGUUAGGAACCUCUCAAUGGAUUCAAGGAGACGAGCAAAGUGUCUAGUAGACGCUUUUCCAAAUAUUUGUAGUGAUAAAGUUGUUAAAGAAGAUGGCAAAUGCUCUCCUGGAGAACAUUUAGAAAAGGAUGUCAUCAGAAAAGCACGGCAACCUCUGGACCCAGUCACUGAAUCUAAAUCCUCUAGAUUCUCGGAAAGUGCCCGCAAAAGAAAAAAAUGUAAGAGCAAUUUAAGUGUUGCAAGGUCAGCACUUGCAGGUACAGAUUCAAAGAAAAGCAAUGCAGUUAAUGAAUUGCAGUCAAACCAUAGAAAUAUCGGCUCUCAUUAUAGCAAUCUAGAUUCUCUUCUUAUAAAUGAUAGAAUUGAUAGUUUGAGUACAAAUGAUUCUACUUUGCUUAAUGAAAACAACCAUAAUAGUACAAAAAGUUGUAAAGAUAAUGACACUGAUAGUGAACUUAACAAAGCAAAGAAAGAUGGUCAACAGCAUAAAGUAAAUAAAAUACUAGAAGUAAUAGAUUUGUCGGUAGAUGAUGGUAACUGUUUCUGUAAGAAUAAAAUGCAAAUAUCUGCAAAAGAUCAGAAUGGUAGUUGUGCAGUCUGCUGUGCAAAGGAGAUGAACUGUAAAACCCUAGUGAGCAGAAGUGAUGCAGAAACAAUCCUUUAUCCCUUUGACCGUAAUAUGCUAUUUAAUACCCUUGGUUUGGUUGAGAAGAGCUCAUUUGAUGCUAAACAAUGUAUUCCAUCUCUUAUUGCUCAUAGAACCAGGAAUGUACGAGCAAUAAAAAUAAUGGAAAAACAAAAAGAAAGAGAAUAUAAAAUGGUAAAUCAACCAAAGAUACCCUACUCUGAUGACAUAAAUGAUGCAAAAAGUGCUAAAAUCUCUCUGUUAAAGGAACAAUGUCUUGAUGAUGCAGAAGUUAAAGUGAGUCCAAAAGACUCUUUCCUAAAAAUAUUGAGUUUUGAGAAAAAUAAAUAUAGGACAGCUAGUAUCAGUGAUGUAGAUGAGAGCAUUGGAAAAAAAUUGCCUAAAAAUGGAGUUUGUGAAUUAAGUUUUGAGGGCUUUAAGGAUGGCAAUGGACAGGAAAGGGAAAAUUCCCCAAACUUAACUGCAUAUAUUGCUAGCAAAGGAAAUGAGAACAUGUCACUAGUUUCAAGUAGCAUGUAUGAAAGUGACAGUGUUGAUUGUAGUGAUAAUGCUGAAAAUUGUAAUGAAAGUAGUAGAUGCAAGGAUACCAAGGACAACAUGAACAAUAAUCACAGUGUGCAUGAACUUCAAAUUGUAAUUGAAAGACUAAAAACAGAUGCUGGAGAUUCUCUCAAGUGUGUAUGCUUGGAAAAGAAGAGAGAGAGAUCCGUUUUUGGUGAAAGUUACAAGCAAUGUAAAAUACAUUUAAGCCCUAGGAAGCAAAUAGAUGGGAAUAAAACACCAAUUUUGCAUUCCAAAUGUCAGAAGUCUUCCAAAGAUACAGAUCAACAAAAAGACGAUAAUGCAAGUGAUUGCCUUCAACUCAAGGCCAGUGUUUCAAAUAGUGUUCCAGAGUAUGUUGCGUCUGUGUUAGGACAAAGUUCUUCUCAUCAUGCUGAAUAUAAGAAUUGUAUUGAAAUUAAAAAGAGACGCUUGAAAAAACCUCUUCGUAAAAAGUUUAAGAAUAACGUCAUAGAUAAAAGAACACCAUCUGACAUAAACAUUGAUAAAACAUCUCAGAUUGUAAAAAGUAAUAACACACUGCAUGACAAUAAUAUGUUUCCUGGACUUCUACGAUGUGAUAAAUUAGAUUUGUGUGACAGCCAGUCUUCAUUUGAUGUCAGGUCACAUGAGAAUACCAAGAAACUCGGCAAUCAUGUAGGUAAUGAGUCCAAGCAACACAAAAAUGUAAAGUGCUAUUUAAGAACUAAAAAAAAAAAUAAAAGUCUAGUUCAACAAAAUUGGGCACAGUCUGAUAUUUCCAGUAUGGAAAAUAAUGGACAAGAUCAGUUGGAAUGCAUGUCUUCAGCAAAAAUUAACCAACAGAAUUUAGUGCAAUCAGUCAGUUCUGGAGGCAUUAAUAGACAGGAGCCAGUUUCUUUUGUAGAAGAAAAGGCUACCUUUGUAGAAAAUAUACAGGAUCCAAAGCUGUGUGUUGAUUCUAUAGAAGAAAAUGUCCAGAAAUUUGCAAAAUCUUCCAUUCCUGACAAAAUUAGUAGACAGGACAUAGUGCAGUCUCAUGUUUCUUCUAAAUAUGAGGAUAGGGAACAGACUAUAUUGCAGACUUCUCUCUCUGCUAAAGAAAAUGGACAUGAUACAGUACUAUAUAAUACAUCUAAAGAAAUUGGGCAAGGUUUACUGAUGUUUAUUAAAUCUGCAGAAGAUAAUGGAAAGACCCCAGUGCUGUGUGGCUCUUUAGCAGAUAAUUUUGAAAAGGAUUCAGAGUAUGCUAUUUGUAAAAAAGUAAAUAGACAGGAUGUAGUGCAGCCAAAUCUUCUUGUAGAAGAUAAUGUUCACGACUCAGUUGUGAGUGUUCCUUCGACAGAACUUAAUAGAGAAGAGUCUGUGCAGUAUGCUACUUCUACAGAAAAUAUUGAGCAUGAUUUAGUGCAAUCCAAAGCUUCUGCAGAAAACAAGAGACAAGCUUUUAUAGAACACAAGAGACGGGCUUCUGCAGCAAGCAAGGAACAGGCUUCUGCAGCAAGCGAGGAAUGGGCUUCUGCAGCAAGCAAGAGACGGGCUUCUGCAGCAAGCGAGGAACGGGCUUCUGCACCAAGCAAGAGACGGGCUUCUGCACCAAGCAAGGGACGGGCUUCUACAGCAAGCAAGGGACGGGCUUCUCUAGCAAGCAAGAGAUGGGCUUCUGCAGCAAGCAAGGGACGGGCUUCUGCAGCAAGCAAGGGACGGGCUUCUCUAGCAAGCAAGACAUGGGCUUCUGCAGCAAGCAAGAGACAGGCUACUACAGCAAGCAAGGGACGGGCUUUUGCACCAAGCAAGGGACUGGCUUCUGCAGAAAGUAAGGGAUGGGGUUCAGCAGAAAGCAUUGGAUGCACUUCUGCAGAAAGCAAGGGACAAGCUUCUACAGAAAAUAAGGAACAUGAUUCUGCAAAAAGCAAGGGACAAGCUGCGGAAAAAAGCAUGGAAAAAUCUUUGACAGAAAGCAAGGGACAAGCAUCUUUUAAAAGCAAAGGACAAGAUUCUGCAGAAAACAAGGAAGAAACUCCUACAAAAAGCAAGGGACAAACUCCUACAAAAAACCAGGAAGAAACUCCUACAAAAAGCAAGAAAGAAACUCCUACAAAAAGCAAGGGACAAACUCCUACAAAAAACCAGGAAGAAACUCCUACAAAAAGCAAGAAAGAAACUCCUACAAAAAGCAAGGGAGAAACUCCUACAAAAAGCAAGGAAGAAACCCCUACAAAAAGCAAGGAAGAAACUCCUACAAAAAGCAAGGAAGAAACUCCCACAAAAAGCAAGGGAGAAACUCCUACAAAAAGCAAGGGAGAAACUCCUACAAAAAGCAAGGGAGAAACUCCUACAAAAAGCAAGGGAAAAACUCAUUCAAACAGCAAGAGAAAAACUCCUACAAAAAGCAAGGGAGAAACUCAUUCAAAAAGCAACGGAAAAGCUUCUGCAGAAAGCAAGGGACAGGCUUCUGCAGAAAGCAAGGGACAGGCUUCUGCAGAAAGCAAGGGACAGGCUUCUGCAGAAAGCAAGGGACAGGCUUCUGCAGAAAGCAAGGGACAAGCUUCUGCAGAAAGCAAGGGACAGGCUUCUGCAGAAAGCAAGGGACAGGCUUCUGCAGAAAGCAAGGAACAGGCUUCUGCAGAAAGCAAGAGACAGGCUUCUGCAGAAAGCAAGGGACAGGCUUCUGCAGAAAGCAAGGGACAGGCUUCUGCAGAAAGCAAGGGACAGGCUUGUGCAGAAAGCAAGGGACAGGCUUGUGCAGAAAGCAAGGGACAGGCUUGUGCAGAAAGCAAGGGACAGGCUUCUGCAGAAAGCAAGAGACAGGCUUCUGCAGAGAGCAAGGAACAGGCUUCUGCAGAAAGCAAGGAACAGGCUUCUGCAGAAAGCAAGGUACAGGCUUCUGCAGAAAGCAAGGUACAGGCUUCUGCAGAAAACAAGAGACAGGCUUCUGCAGAAAGCAAGGGACAAACCUCUGCAGAAAGCAAGGGACAGGCUUUGGCAGAAAGCAAGGGACAGGCUUCUGCAGAAAGCAAGAGACAGGCUUCUGCAGAAAGCAAGAGACAGGCUUCUGCAGAAAGCAAGGGACAGGCUUCUACAGAAAGCAAGAGACAGGCUUCUGCAGAAAGCAAGGGACAGGCUUCUGUAGAAAGCAAGAGAGAGGCUUCUGCAGAAAGCAAGAGACAGGCUUCUGCAGAAAGCAAGAGACAGGCUUCUGCAGAAAGCAAGGGACAGGCUUCUGCAGAAAGCAAGGGACAGGCUUCUGCAGAAAGCAAGAGACAGGCUUCUGCAGAAAGCAAGAAACAGGCUUCUGCAGAAAGCAAGAAACAGGCUUCUGCAGAAAGCAAGAAACAGGCUUCUGCAGAAAGCAAGGGACAGGCUUCUGCAGAAAGUAAGGGACAGGCUUCUGCAGAAAGCAAGAGACAGGCUUCUGCAGAAAGCAAGGGACAGGCUUCUGCAGAAAGCAAGAGACAGGCUUCUGCAGAAAGCAAGAGACAGGCUUCUGCAGAAAGCAAGGGACAGGCUUCUGCAGAAAGCAAGAGACAGGCUUCUGCAGAAAGCAAGGGACAGGCUUCUGCAGAAAGUAAGGGACAGGCUUCUGCAGAAAACAAGAGACAGGCUUCUGCAGAAAGCAAGGGGCAGGCUUCUGCAGAAAGCAAGAGACAGGCUUCUGCAGAAAGCAAGAGACAGGCUUCUGCAGAAAGCAAGGGACAGGAUUCUGCAGAAAGCAAGAGACAGGCUUCUGCAGAAAGCAAGAGACAGGCUUCUGCAGAAAGCAAGAGACAGGCUUCUGCAGAAAGCAAGAGACAGGCUUCUGCAGAAAGCAAGAGACAGGCUUCUGCAGAAAGCAAGAGACAGGCUUCUGCAGAAAGCAAGGGACAGGCUUCUGCAGAAAGUAAGGGACAGGCUUCUGCAGAAAGCAAGGGACAGGCUUCUGCAGAAAGCAAGGGACAGGCUUCUGCAGAAAGCAAGAGACAGGUUUCUGUAGAAAGCAAGAUACAGGUUUCUGCAGAAAGCAAGGGUAAGGCAUCUGCAGAAAUCAAGGGACAGGCAUCUGCAGAAAUCAAGGGACAGGCUUCUGCAGAAAUCAAGGGACAAGAUUCUGCAGAAAGCAAGAGACAGGCUUCUGCAGAAAGCAAGGGACAGGCUUCUGCAGAAAGCAAGGGACAGGCUUCUGCAGAAAGCAAGAGACAGGCUUCUGCAGAAAGCAAGAGACAGGCUUCUGCAGAAAGCAAGGGACAAGAUUCUGCAGAAAGCAAGGGACAAGCUUCUGCAGACAACAAGGGACAAGCUUCUGCAGACAACAAGGGACAAGCUUCUGCAGACAACAAGGGACAAGAUUCUGCAGAAAGCAAGGGACAGGCUUUUGCAGACAACAAGGGACAAGCUUCUGCAGACAACAAGGGACAAGCUUCUGCAGAAAGCAAGGGACAGGCUUUUGCAGACAACAAGGGACAAGCUUCUGCAGAAAACAAGGGACAAGCAUCUGCAGAAAGCAAGGGACAAGAUUCCGCAGAAAGCAAGGGACAAGAUUCCGCAGAAAGCAAGGGACAAACCUCUGCAGAAAGCAAGGGACAGGCUUCUGCAGACAACAAGGGACAGGCUUCUGCAGAAAACAAAGGACAAAAUUCUGCAGAAAGCAAGGAAAAUGCUUCACGAAAAUGCAAGAAAAAGGCUUCUGCAGAGAGUAGAGGACAAACUCCUACAAAAAGCAAAGGAGAGCUUUCUGCUGAAAGGAAGGAAAGGGCUUCUGCAGAAAGCAAGGGACUAACUUCUGCAAAAUGUAAGGGACAAGCUACUGAAGAAAGCAAAGGAACUGAUGCUACAGAAAACAAUAUAAAUGCUUUGACAGCAAGCUUGGGACAAGCUUCUACAGAAAGAAAGAGUAAGACUUCUACAAAAAUUAAAAGAUGGACUUCUGCAGAAAGCAAGGGAAGGGCUUCGGCAGAAAGCAAGGGAAGGGCUUCGGCAGAAAGCAAGGGGCAUAAUAUUGCAGAAAGCAAGGGACAUACUUCUGCAGAGAGCAAGGGACAGGCUUCUGCAGAAAGCAAGAGACAGGUUUCUGCAGAAAGCAAGAGACAGGUUUCUGCAGAAAGCAGGAGACAGGUUUCUGCAGAAAGCAAGAGACAGGUUUCUGCAGAAAGCAAGAGACAGGUUUCUGUAGAAAGCAAGAGACAGGUUUCUGCAGAAAGCAAGGGAAAAGCAUCUGCAGAACUCAAGGGACAAGCUUCUGCAGAAAUCAAGGGACAAGCUUCUGCAGAAAUCAAGGGACAGGUUUCUGCAGAAAGCAAGAGACAGGCUUCUGCAGAAAGCAAGAGACAGGCUUCUGCAGAAAGCAAGGGAAAGGCUUCUGCAGAAAGCAAGGGACAAGCUUCUGCAGAAAUCAAGGGACAGGUUUCUGCAGAAAGCAAGAGACAGGCUUCUGCAGAAAGCAAGAGACAGGCUUCUGCAGAAAGCAAGGGAAAGGCUUCUGCAGAAAGCAAGGGAAAGGCUUCUGCAGAAAGCAAGGGAAAGGCUUCUGCAGAAAGCAAUGGAAAGGCUUCUACAGAAAGCAAGGGAAAGGCUUCUGCAGAAAGCAAGGGAAAGGCUUCUGCAGAAAGCAAGGGAAAGGCUUCUGCAGAAAGCAAGGGAAAGGCUUCUGCAGAAAGCAAGGGAAAGGCUUCUGCAGAAAGCAAGGGAAAGGCUUCUGCAGAAAGCAAGGGAAAGGCUUCUGCAGAAAGCAAGGGAAAGGCUUCUGCAGAAAGCAAGGGAAAGGCUUCUGCAGAAAGUAAGGGAAAGGCUUCUGCAGAAAGUAAGGGAAAGGAUUCUGCAGAAAGCAAGGGAAAGGAUUCUGCAGAAAGCAAGGGAAAGGCUUCUGCAGAAAGUAAGGGAAAGGCUUUUGCAGGAAGCAAGGGAAAGGCUUCUGCAGAAAGCAAGGGAAAGGCUUCUGCAGAAAGCAAGGGAAAGGCUUCUGCAGAAAGCAAUGGAAAGGCUUCUGCAGAAAGCAAGGGAAAGGCUUCUGCAGAAAGCAAGGUACAAACAUCUGCAGAAAGCAAUGGACAACCAUCUGCAGAAAGCAAGGUACAGGCUUCUACUUCUUUGAAUGAUGGUAAUAAGAAUUCAGCUCUAUUUAGUACAUCAUUUAAUGAUUCCUUUGAUUGCCAUAAAAAAACAUCUGAGAGAGGGAUUGUGAAAUUUUUUUAUAGAAGCAGCGGCUUACCAUUUAGCUCAAAUAAGAAAAGUGAAAAGAUGACUGGUAAAUGCCAGUAUAUACAAACAGAAAAAUUAGAACAUAAUGACUUUCUGGGAUUUGAUAAUGCGAAUAAGGAUCAUGAACUCGGUGAGAACUUAAUGUCCUGUAAAGAUUCCAACAAUGAAAUUGAUACGUUUUCAAGCAUACCAGAUGAAAGUAACACAUAUUCACUGAAUCUGGAUGAGUUAGAUAUUAUAGAUGCAGAUGUAAUUGAUCCAACAUAUCAGUGUGCAGUUUCGUUUAUGGAGGGUCAAACAUACAGUGAAUCUAGCUGCUUACCAUUAUUAUUGCCCUCUGCAGAAAUUUCUGCAUUUUCUGGUGAUGUUGGUAUAAAUGGAAGUACGGAGGAUCUCCUUAGUACAGAUCUCCCUUCACCAGAAAUGAGAACCUUGAGGAAUAUCACAGGAAGGGCUAGGGGAUCCACUAGGCAGGAAACACCAGACAAGAUAUUGAGGUCAUCUAUCAAGAAACCAGACACACACAUGAAAAUCAGUUCUGAAAUUCAGACUUCAGAUGAUGUUGUAGACCAAAUAAAUGCUGCUCAGAAAGAAAAUUGCCCAGAUAAAACUGUAACAAUGCAAAAAGUUCAGAGAGAUAUAUUUAAGACCACUGAACCAAGGCCAUAUCUUCCAUUAGCAUCUCAAAAGAGAAAAGGUAGGAUAUAUAAUAGAAGAUUUAAAUAUAAUGUUAUCAUGAAAAAUGGUAAAAGAUGGUACCCAUGUGAUCUAUGUGGUCACAAGUUUGGUUCAUCAGGCGACUUAGUUCGGCACACGAGAAUGCACAAUGGAGAAAGACCUUUCAAGUGUGACAUUUGCUUUCGGACUUUCAAACAGAAAGGUGCUUUAAAUAAACACUUGCUUUUACAUGAAGGAAAAAGACCUUAUCUUUGUACAACUUGUAAUGUGACUUUUACACAGAAAGCUCACUUAAAAUCUCACCAAAGAGUUCAUACUGGUGAGAAACCAUUUCGAUGUGAAGAGUGUGGUAAAUCUUUUUCCCGAUUAGAUCACCUUAAAGGACAUGCAAAUACUCAUACAUUUGAAAGACCUUUCAAGUGUGAUUUGUGUACACUUACUUUCAAAGGCUAUGCAAAUCUAGCCAAACACAAAAAAAUUCAUCUUGACGUCCGACGUCACCAGUGCACUUAUUGUGACGCUUCUUUUCUUGUGGCUCACAGUUUGAAAUUGCAUGUAAGGACACACACAGGAGAAAGACCUGUCCAUUGUCCAUUGUGCAAUGUUGAUUUUAGAUUUGAAAGCAGUUUGAGAAAGCAUGCAAGCACAUUUCAUCCUGACUUUGAGGUUAGAGGUUCUGUUCUUGUACCAGUGCCACUAGACUGACAAGGUAUGCACAAAAACAUAUUCCAGUUGCUCACUUUACAAAUACAAUGAAGUACUCUGUACAUAACUAUACUUUUAUCUUAAACUUUUAAAUAUUUAUUAUUACUGUGAUGGAUAAACUCCUCUAAACUACUUUGAAACAUGUACCCAUUAAAAAAUAAAACUGCAAGGUGUUUAUUAUUUGUAUCUUGAGUUAUGAAAUUUAUGUAUUGUAUACGGUAAUUUAUAAAUAUAUAAUUUAAAAUUACGAGAUAGCUAAAAUGAGCUUCCAAUUCUUCUCGUUUUCUUUUAUCUAUGUACACAUUACAAGAAUACAUAUGCUGUUAAACUUAGUUACACAAGUAAAUCAUUUUGAGAGCUAUGAUGUAUUAUCCUUUGUUUCUUUAUGAAUUAUGGUUGGAAACUAAAUCACUAUUAAGAAUAAAUUAAUUUUGUUGAUGUAGCCUUGAAAUGGGACUAAAACAUUGUAGCUGUUCAGGUACGAAUGUGAUAUUUUCAUUUAGUUGUAUGCUUAACCUUCUGCAGAUAUUUGACUAUGUAAUGUCAAUGUAAUGCUUAGCAUUUACUAAGUGACAUUAGUAAGUAUCACUUACAUUUGUGAUAUUUAUAAAAUAUGAAAUGUAAUUUGACAUUUUAUUAAUGCCAAAUUAAUAACAUUAAUAAAAAUGUAUUAAUGUUAUUAAUUAAUAAUGUUUUUAUAACAUUUUAUAAUUAAUGUUAUUAAUGUUAAGAACUCAGGGUAUGUGAAAGCCAUCAGGGUAUGUCAAAACCAUCUCGAGAACAUGAACAAGUUUCCUGUCAAUAAUGUUCCCAUACCCGUAUAAAACAUGAUUUUUUUACAGCUUCAAAUGUUUCUCAAGCUAUGGCGCUUCAACAGAGUAAGGGAUAACUAUUCAUUCUGGGGGAAACCCCACCGGCUCCCUGGAGCUAUCCAGGCUGAAUGGAUAUGUAUAUCUUUCUGGUAUCAGUCAAUGCAUGGCCUAUAGAGACCCCCAUGUGGUUGGAGCAUUCUAUGUAUGCCAUCGAUCGGGAUAGGCACCCAGAAAUAGUGGCGCCCCAAAAUAAACUCUAUUCUGGUAAAACUAUUGCAACCGAAGGCUGAACAAGUGGACAGAACUCCCCAAACGAAAAUUAGCAAACGAGCAUGAGGUCAUCAUGUCGCCGCACCACUGUCUGUGCAACCCCCCCCCUCCCCUCCUGGGGAGGGGGGAAGAGGGUGCCCCAGACCCAUCGGCUGGCGACCCAACCUUCAGUUUUUGGCUGAUGGGAGUCUGGUGCGGUUGUGCCUCUGGCCCCAGUUUUUGUUGGUGUUGUGCAGCUUCACGUGCAGCUUCCUUCCCUUUUGGCUGCCUUGGUUGCGGAGGAUUUGCGUACUCGUGGCCUGCUUGCUUCAGCCCUGCGUUCUUUUCCCUCCUUGAGCUGUCCUCGGAUUGGCUUGAGUUGGAUGUGGGGGCUUUUGGGGCCGCUGCCGGGUCUGGGGCACUGCCCUCUGCGGUGCAGGCGUUGUCUGCUUUGUUGAAGCUUCUUGGAGAUCAUCUUGGAGUAGGUUUGCUUGGGCAUAGUCAAAACGACCUCGUCCCUCAGGUGGGUUUACCGUCUGUGUCUGGUCCCGAAAUGGGACUGCGCGGACCUACAGUUCAUUCUGGACUUGUCCCGUCUGAACCCGUGGAUUUAUUGCCCCUCCUUCAGGAUGACUACUUUGUCCCAGAUCUGUCUUCUGUUGGAGCCGGGCAUUUGGAUGGUGUCCCUAGACCUCCAGGACAUGUAUUUACAUGUCCCGGUUCAUCUGAGGUUCAGGGACUGGCUCGGUUUUGUUGUCUGGUGUCAGGGUUACCGUUUUCAUUGUCUUUCCUUUGGGUUGAAUCUAGCGCCUUGUAUUUUCACAUACGUUACUCGGAUCGUGGGGGCCUGUCUUCAUCUGCUAGGUGUUCGGGUUCUGGCCUUCCUCGAUGACUGGCUGGGUUAUGCUCCCAGCCAAUCCGCGUGUCUGCUCGCCAGGGAUUUGGUUCUUUCCCAGCUCGCUGGAUUUGGGUUCUUGGUGGACUGGAGGAAGUCUCAUCUGGUUCCCUCUCAGGUUUGGUCUUGGCUUGGUCUGGUUUGGGACGCUCGUACCGCUUCCUUGUCUCUUCCUCCGGCGGCUCUGCUCCGUCUGCAUUCCCACCUUCAUCUGUUCCUGAGGGGCUCCCGGGCCACGAGGCGGUUGCUUGAGAGUUUGUGCAGGAGCCUGAACUUUGCCAUGAUGGUCUACCUGCCAGGUCGGGUGUGGCUUCGUCAGCUGUUCUAGUUCCUUCAGGGACAGCCCUUCUGCCUCUCUCGUGAUCAUUGGGUUCGGCCUCCGGGGGCUUUGCAUUGGUUGCUGCAUCGCUGGCUUCCUUUUUGGGUUUUUCGGGGUUCAGUGCCUUGGCGCCUACCCGAGCCCUCGCUCGAUGUGUACACGGACACGUUGUCUCUUGGCUGGGGCUUUGUGACCAGUGCUCAUCUGGCCGGCCAGGGGAGGUGGGGUCCGUCCUUACAUCGGGCUCACAGCACGGUCAGGGAGUUCACGGUGGUGUGGAUGUCGCUCCGGAGGGUUUGAGUCGCUUGUGGAUCGACGAUUUGGCUCCAUUCAGACUGCUUCCCAGUGGUUCAUUGCCUGAACCGAGGGGGUUCGAUGCGGUCCUUGGCUCUUUGGGGCUGGUUGCUGCGAGUGACUCGUAUGCUGAGUUCUAGGGUUUGGCUCUCCUGGCGGUUCAUGUCCGGGGGGUGUUCAAUGUCCUGGCGAACCGCCUGUCCCAUUUCCUUCCCCUUUCCACGGACUGGAUGGUCGACGCCGACUCCUUCCGUUGGUUGUGCCAGACGUUCGGGACUUUGGACGCCGAUAUCUUCAUGUCGGCGUGGUCGAGGUGUCUCCCGGUAUACGUGGCACCCUUCCUCGACUGCGAGGCUGUCAGGGUCGAUGCCUUUCAACUGGACUGGGUGAGGUGGGGUUACCUGUACCUCUUUUCCCCGGUUCAGCUGUUGCUCCAGGUCCUGGCUCGCUUGGAGACUUACCAGGGAAGAGUUGUCCUUCUGGCUC